Pygocentrus nattereri (red-bellied piranha) is the source of this 1692-nucleotide messenger RNA. It is a transcript of the gene lrrc34, whose product is annotated as leucine rich repeat containing 34. Bases 144 to 1520 code for a protein of 458 amino acids. The record is from RefSeq and is a predicted model, not a curated record. The transcript has 11 exons. Lineage: Eukaryota; Metazoa; Chordata; Actinopteri; Characiformes; Serrasalmidae. Gene Ontology annotation, molecular function: protein binding.
UUGUAGAGCUCUGAACAGUAAUGCGUAGACAUGCGUAGCCUGUUACAUGUGAUUUACAACCUCAACAUGAACAGCUUAGCUAUUCAUACAAAUUAAAUUUAAUUUCAUACUCAUAUUAGCGCGAUCUACCGUUAUUUAUUGUUAUGAUUUUUUUGACCCCUGGUGUAAUUACACGCUACUGCCAGAUGAGGCCGCUGUGGCGCUGUUGCUACAGCAACGCGAAAAUAAAGACGCAUAAGUCAGGUUCUCCAAGUUUUGCUAGUCUGGUGACCAGCAUGGGCGACCUGGAGGGGCUUUAUUUGUCCGUCUGUGAUGACCUUCAUCUGUCUGCCAGUGUCUUUAUUUCCCAAGUGCUGAAAGAGACGCAGAUCCGCGGCAGCGGUGUUUCGCUCAGACUGGCAGGAAACGAUCGGGUGAAGGACGUGAUCAGGCUGACCGAUAAUGACCUCCUAGUUUUGUCGAAAACGCUCCGCAGUGAUCUGACAGUGAAAGCUUUAGAUCUGAGGUAUAACUGGAUCUCAGAUGAGGGAGCUGGACAUCUGGCUGAUCUCAUUCAGGAGAACGUGGCCCUGCAGUCGCUUGAUCUUCUGUGCAACAAUAUAGAAGCCGAGGGAGCCGAGCGGAUCGCAAAAAGUUUGCAUCAAAAUGCGACCUUGAAGAGGCUGAGAAUGACUGGCAAUAAGAUUGGGAACAAAGGUGCCAUGCACUUCGCCAGCAUGAUGCAGACCAACACCACGUUAGAAGAGCUGGACGUGUCUGACUGUGAUCUGGCCACGCAGAGUCUGAUCGCAUUUGCUAUCGUCCUGAACAGCAACAGAAGCAUUCGUUCCAUCAACGUCAGCCGACCGCUUCUCUUCAGUCUGCAGGAGGAGACUGCAGUCCAUAUGGCUCGGAUGUUGGCAGUUAAUCAGACCUUGAGGGAGCUUCACAUGGGAAAGCAUGGCAUGACUGAUUCUGGCGUUGAGAGGCUGUGUGAAGGCUUGAUGAUAAACCGCACACUGCGGUACCUGGAUCUCCGCUGUAACAGAAUUACAAGGGAUGGAGCAAAGCGCCUGUCAGAAGUCCUGAGACGGAACAGUACCUUGGAAAUUCUAGACCUGUCCUCCAAUCGAAUUGAAGACGAUGGUGCGGUGUAUCUGAGCGAAGCCGUAGCGCUCCCACACUGCAAACUCAGAGCGCUGUCCGUCCCAAAUAAUAGCAUUGGCACGACUGGACUGGUGUCCCUCACAAAAGCAAUGAAUACAAAUCCAAAUCUGACGCACAUUUACAUUUGGGGUAACAGACUCGAGGAGCCAGUUUGCGUGGCGUUCUCCCAGCUUAUUGCUAGCGGGCGCCUGUUGAAGGACCACACUGAUGUGUCUCCCUAUGAAGUGGACGGCCGAUUUUACUUGGCCGAGAUGUCCCAUGGUCUGCAGAGGCAUUACUACUGGGUGCCAAGCUACGGUCAGGACGGAGACCCUGCCAGCAAUGCAGCCCUGGCACUGAACACAUCACACUGCCUGGAUCUGCAGCCUUGUUGAGCUCAUCAGUCUUGCACUGUUUUUACGGAUUACUCAUACUGGACCUGGUGGAUUCUGGCCCGGGGGUCUGGGGGGUGUAUGGUGUGAUGUAGCUGUGAGGAUCAUGAAACCUGGAGAAAAUAAAAAGACUUUCAGAGCAGCGGAAAGACAAAGAUACAGUAUCUUCAAGGAA